GUCGCAGCCCCGGGCGGUGGGACGGACGCCGCCCACAUCGGUGCGCCGCUCCGCGGCAUGGACCCUGUCAGCCAGAGUGCCCGAGCUGUCAGCUCGUAACGUCUCAGAAAACCGCUCAUCGUCUACAAGAGGUCGUCUCAAGGUCAGAUCAUGGGCUGCGGGGAGAGCAAGCCAGCACGGACACAGAUCAAGGUCACGACCGCUCGCCCGGUGGGCAGUGACCCCACCGAGCAGGCCGUUGACCUCACCAAGCCAAGGUCAGGAAGGUCAGCCGGAGCCUCGGGUCAGUCCAUCAGCAGCGUCACGCCCACUCUACUGGUUGAAGAUGAUCUGGAUAUCCCAAACUGCGACCUUGGGGAGUCGCUCGAUGCUCGGAACGGCACGCUGCUUUUUGAGGACCUCAAGUCGCACUCGGCCAUGUCCAAGGAAAGUGCUGACAGCGGCAUCUAUGAUCUGGACGAGAACUACAGUCACGUGAUCACCGAACACUCGGCGGCAGAAAUGGUCAAGUUGGUUGAGCGCGACUUCAAGCCGCCAUACGAGCUCGAGCUCGAGGUGGUGGGGAAGGCUGUGCCGCGCCUCCUCUCCGGCUACCAGAAGAACCGCAUGGAGGAGAAGCAGAUCCUGCAGUCGCUGCGGGAGGAGGGGCUCAUCGCCAUGCCUAAGGCCAAGGCGACCAACGGCCUCAGCUUCGACAUCGUGGACAUCAAGGAGACGGACGGCGUGCAGCGGCGGGGCGCCUCGGCCGUCCAGGAGCGCCUGCCCUCGCUCCACCUGCAGAGCCUGGAGGCACGGCGGCGUGCGCACGUGCGCCGCGUCGACCCCGAAGCCGACCAACGCGAGAAGGAGGAGCGCAGAAAGGCGGCAGAAGAAGAAAGAGUGCAAAAAAUCACUAUGAAACAACAGUAUAUCGAGGAGGCGAAGCAGAAACGCAUUGAAGAAAAGGAGGACCAGCUGGGAAAGAAGAUUGACACCGCUCUAGACAAAAGGCAGAAGCACCUGAACGAGCUGCGCGACAAGCUCAAGGGGCGUCAGGAGCACGCCAAGCAGGUGCAGCUGAAGAAGGCGCUGCGCAACUUCGGCCAGCCGGUCACCCACCACGGAGGCCGACCCGUCAUCACCGAGGAGGACGACAAGUUCUUCAACUAGCGCGCCGCCUUGCUCACGCUGGCGCAGGUCAUGGUGUGACGCCGGGCAUGACUCCGAUCCCAGUCGGGGUCGCCGAGUUACGUCACGGCGCAGUGUGGUAGAGUGACGUCACGCCGUGCUGCCCGUUGUGACGUCACGGUGCGGUGUGACGGAGUGACGUCACAGCGUAGGGCCGCGACGCUGUUAGUUGAAAGUCGUGCAGUGACGCGACGCGAUGCCGCGGUUUCGGCGGGGUUGUGUGCUGCCCGCCUCGAAUUACGUCACUUAAUGCUGUGGCCGCCAUGCAGCUGCCUCUGCGGACGUGAUGGAUGACGUCACCAGCUGGCGUCGCGUUCCGUCACCCCUGUGGAGUGACGUCACCAUGCGCUGCGGCAGCGCCUCUCAGCUUCGUCAGUUGUUAUCGCUGUGGGUUGUCGGAGGGGCACUGGCCGAAAAAUGAACAGACCAAAAGGCAGGUAGAAUGGGAUCACAACCACAAGGCUCAUCAAAUAUUUCCAAAGUCUAGUGGUCAGCCAACUCCCCCUUUUCUCCCCGAAUAUUAAGUGUACA
Pollicipes pollicipes is the source of this 1698-nucleotide messenger RNA. RefSeq lists its product as uncharacterized. Lineage: Eukaryota; Metazoa; Arthropoda; Thecostraca; Pollicipedomorpha; Pollicipedidae. The record is from RefSeq and is a predicted model, not a curated record. The transcript is spliced from 7 exons. Bases 151 to 1149 code for a protein of 332 amino acids.